AGUGGGACUAAAAUCUUGGUACUCUUGGAGGCGAAAAUUUUGGAAAAAAUGGCGUCGUUUUGGGUGUCUCGGGCCUCUCGUGGUCGCCGGUCUCUGAAACCCUCUCUAUCGUCUCUCUUUCUCUCCAAUCCACUCACCUCUCCAACACGCCCAACACCUGCCGUAAACCCUAACCCUAGUCUCAUUGUCAUCCCGAUCAGACAAUUCUCGAUUUUGACCCCCAGUUUUAAAUUUUCCCGCGAAAAUGAAGAAUCCAGUUGUUGUUCAAAUCUCGCACUAGUCCGGCGAAUAUCCACAUUGUCGAACUCGAAGAAUGAAGACAAUAAGCAUGGAACUGGAAGGGAAUUGUCGUGGAUUGACUUAUAUUUGCCCAGGCAGGCUCGGCCUUACGCUCACCUUGCCCGUCUCGACAAGCCCAUCGGCACUUGGCUCCUUGCUUGGCCCUGUAUGUGGUCGAUUACUAUGGUGGCCUCACCGGGGCACCUUCCAGAUUUCAAGAUGAUGGCUUUGUUUGGAUGUGGGGCUCUGCUAUUAAGGGGUGCUGGCUGUACUGUAAACGACCUCCUUGAUCGGGAUAUUGAUACAAAGGUGGAACGUACAAAGUUGAGGCCAGUUGCUAGUGGUCUUUUAACACCAUUUCAAGGCGUUUCUUUUCUUGGGUUUCAACUACUUUUGGGUUUGGGUAUUCUGUUGCAACUUAACAAUUAUAGCCGCAUUUUGGGAGCUUCAUCUUUGUUUCUGGUCUUUUCCUAUCCUCUCAUGAAGAGGUUUACAUUUUGGCCUCAAGCGUUUCUUGGUUUGACGUUUAACUGGGGAGCAUUAUUGGGAUGGGCUGCUGUUAAAGGAACUCUUGAUCCAGCUAUUGUGUUCCCACUGUAUGCUUCUGGAGUUUUUUGGACUCUUGUAUAUGAUACUAUAUACGCACAUCAGGAUAAGGAAGAUGAUUUAAAAGUGGGUGUCAAAUCCACAGCCUUGAGAUUUGGGGAUUCAACUAAACUGUGGAUAACUGGAUUUGGAAUGGCAUGCAUUGGUUGUCUUGGCAUCAGUGGAUACAAUGCUGAUAAUGGGUGGCCAUUUUAUUUAUUUUUGAUGGGUGCAUCUGGACAAUUGGCUUGGCAAAUAUGGACAGUUAACAUAUAUUGCCGUACCGAUUGUAAUAGAAAGUUUGUGUCUAACAAAUGGUUUGGUGCCAUUGUCUUCAGCGGGAUUCUUUUUGGUAGACUCUUGUCAUAGAGGUUGAAUCCUCUCCAACCUAGACUGCAUCUUCGGAGAGGUCCAGCUCCUCCAGCCGCUUCAGCUCCCUCAGAUGCUCGGAUACGAACGCAUCUCCUCCGACCAUCUCCUUCAGCUCCUGGUGUAGUUCCACAAUGGUUUCAUUCAUCUCCCUAAACAUUACCUUUAAUUCGGGUCCAACUUCAGCCGGGUUGGAGUGGUAAAGCUUCGUCAACACAUCAACAUUCACCGUACUCCCCAUUUCUCAAACAUCAUCUUUCAAUUUUUUUCAGUCGGAGGGCAAGUCGAGCAAUCUGCUCGUAGAAGUCCAGUCAUUCAGGAGGGGAAGAGGCGGCCAUGGCUUGUGAAAGACUUUCUUUUGUUUGUGGAGAGACAGAAAAUAACCCUAAGGGGUCAUUGAAAAGUCUGAAAUCAAGGGCUUAAUUGGCAGUACAUAAAUCCUUAAGGGAGAAGAAUAGUGUGAUUUAGGGAAACUAACCCUAAGGGGGUAAUUGAAGAGUCUGAAAUCAAGGACUUAAUUGGUAGUACAUAAAUCCUUAAAUUUUGUGACAUAGUAAGAACUAGGGUGUGCGAAGGAGGGUAAGUUGUAGUAUGCGAUAAUUAAGGAGUUGAUGUAUUCUCUCUCGCGUUGCUUCCACUUCAACAAUUUUUUGUCACGCUCGUUCUAGGCGUUCCUGCAAGACAAUUGGCAUGGGGUGGUGGUCAAGUUGCCCCAUGAACUCCGUCAUUCAAUAUGAGUUCUCAGAUUGUUGUCUAUAAUAUAUUUCUGGGAGGAAAGUCGAUAAAUAUCGUAAUUUCCAAUGAUAUUUAUCGGCUUUCCUCCUAAAAAUAGAUAAUAGACAACAAUUUGAGAACUUGUAUUGGAUGGCGGAGUUCCCGGGGCAACCUGGCCACUACCCAUGCUAGUUGCCUUGCAGGAACGCCUAGAACGAGUGUGACAAAGAAUUGCUGAAAAGGACGUAACGCGAGAGAGAAUACGUCAGCUCCUGAAUUAUAGCAUCGUACAACGAGUGAAUUAGAAACGCGAUGGACUUGCAAGAGUCAGGAAUACGAGCGAGACACUCGUUUUAGUAUUUUACGUUUCUUAAAUUCUAUUUGUAUUAAAAAAUAAAUGGGCUUAUUUUGGAGUUUGAGUAUUUAGUGAUAUGUUUUGUAUUUUUGUUUCUAAA
Messenger RNA from Tripterygium wilfordii, 2402 nucleotides. Its product is annotated as 4-hydroxybenzoate polyprenyltransferase, mitochondrial-like. The transcript has 9 exons. The record is from RefSeq and is a predicted model, not a curated record. The coding region runs from base 49 to 1233 and encodes 394 amino acids. Gene Ontology annotation, cellular component: mitochondrial inner membrane. Gene Ontology annotation, biological process: ubiquinone biosynthetic process. Gene Ontology annotation, molecular function: prenyltransferase activity. Lineage: Eukaryota; Viridiplantae; Streptophyta; Magnoliopsida; Celastrales; Celastraceae.